AUGUCUGCCAGCCAAGACCCCAUUCCGGCCAACGGUGGCAGCAUCGAGGAGAACCUCGAUCACCUCAAACUCGAUGACAAUGAGCCUCGCCUCGGUCCCGAUGGCGAGCCUGCCCCCAGAACCGACGAAGAAUACGCCCAGACUACCCUUACUCUGCGAGCUAUCGUGUCUUCCAAAGAAGCUGGGGUGAUCAUCGGCAAGGGCGGCCAGAAUGUUGCCAACCUCCGUGACGAAACUGGCGUGAAGGCUGGUGUUAGCAAGGUUGUCCAGGGUGUUCAUGACCGCGUCCUGACCAUUACCGGAGGCUGCGAUGCUGUCUCCAAAGCGUACGCUGUUGUCGCUCGCUCCCUUCUCGAAGGCGCCCCGUCUGUUGGCAUGGGUGGCGUCAUCUCUGCCAACGGCACUCAUCCCAUCAAGUUGCUCAUCUCCCACAACCAGAUGGGCACAGUCAUCGGCCGCCAAGGUCUGAAGAUCAAGCACAUCCAGGAUGUCUCGGGCGUUCGCAUGGUUGCGCAGAAGGAGAUGCUACCGCAAUCAACCGAACGCGUAGUUGAGGUGCAGGGUACUCCCGAGGGCAUUCAGCGCGCUGUCUGGGAGAUUUGCAAGUGCCUGGUCGAUGACUGGCAGCGGGGCACCGGCACCGUUUUGUACAACCCUGUUGUCCGCGGCGGUGGCCAACCUCUCGGCGGCGAUCGCAACUAUCCCCAGGAAAGGUCGUACGGUAGCUCUCGUGUCACACGGACUGGCAAUGGUGCCGAUUUCAGCAGCAACAGUGGUGGACGCCCUUACAACCGUCGUUCUGAUUCCGACGCCGCCUCUCGUGGCCCUCCUACCCAUGAUGAGAACGGAGAGGAAAUCCAGACCCAGAACAUCAGCAUCCCCGCUGAUAUGGUUGGCUGCAUCAUUGGACGUCAAGGCACCAAGAUUAGCGAAAUUCGCAAGGCCUCUGGUGCGCGCAUCUCGAUUGCCAAGGGCCCUCAUGACGAAUCUGGCGAGCGCAUGUUCACCAUUAUGGGCUCCGCCAAGGCCAACGAGACAGCUCUGUACCUCCUCUACGAGAACUUGGAGGCGGAGAAGACGCGCCGCUCUCACCAAGCUCUGGAGCCUUCCGAGUAG
Neurospora hispaniola is the source of this 1116-nucleotide messenger RNA. RefSeq lists its product as uncharacterized. Gene Ontology annotation, cellular component: cytoplasm; nucleus. Gene Ontology annotation, molecular function: mRNA 3'-UTR AU-rich region binding. Gene Ontology annotation, biological process: 3'-UTR-mediated mRNA stabilization. The coding region runs from base 1 to 1116 and encodes 371 amino acids. The record is from RefSeq and is a predicted model, not a curated record. Lineage: Eukaryota; Fungi; Ascomycota; Sordariomycetes; Sordariales; Sordariaceae. The transcript has 3 exons.